AUGCUCUCGGAGCGUCGGCGGGGAAUCUGCCAGGGACGCCCCAGGGAUGGCCAGGGACGCCCCAGGGACGGCCAGGGACGGCCAGGGAAGGCCAGGGACACCCCAGGGAAGGCCAGGGACACCCCAGGGACGGCCAGGGACACCAUAGGGGAGGCCAGGGACACCCCAGGGGAGGCCAGGGACACCCCAGGGACGGCCAGGGACUCCCCAGGAACGGUCAGGGACUCCCAAGGGACGGCCAGGGACGCCCCAGGGGAGGCCAGGGACACCCCCAGGGACGGCCAGGGACUCUCCAGGGAUGGCCAGGGACGCCCCAGGGACGCCAGGAACGCCCCAGGGACGGCCAGGGACGGUCGGGGACGGCCAGGGACACCUCAUGGACGGCCAGGGACGCCCCAGGGACGGCCAGGGACGCCCAGGGACGGUCAGGGACGGUCAGGGAUGGCCAGGGACACCUCAGGGACGGUCAGGGACGCCAGGAGAGGCCAGGGACGCCCCAGAGACGACCAGGGACACCCCAGGGAGGCCAGGGACACCCCAGAAAAGGCCAGGGACGUCCAGGGACGCCCCAGGGACGGCCUGGGACGCCCCAGGGACGGCCAGGGAUGGCCAGGGACACCCCAGGGACGCCCCAGGGACACCUCAGGGACGCCAGGGACGCCCCAUGGACACCCCAGGGACGGCCAGGGACACCCCAGGGACGGCCAGGGACGCCCCAGGGACACCCCAGGGACGCCCCAGGGACGGCCAGGGACACCCCAGGGACGGCCAUGGACGCCCCAGGGGACAUCCCAGGGACGCCCCAGGGACGCCAGGGACGCCCCAGGGAACAAUUCCACCAAACAUUUAAGAAGAUUAAGAGUUACAAUAAGCACUGAGACACACUCAGGUCGACGACAUCAAGAUGUGAGAGUUACCAGAGAACUCUUGCUCUUGAACCCCUCUACAGCAGUCACUGAGAGCUCUUGA
Molecule: messenger RNA, 969 nt
Organism: Procambarus clarkii (red swamp crayfish)
Lineage: Eukaryota; Metazoa; Arthropoda; Malacostraca; Decapoda; Cambaridae
Product: pro-resilin-like
Source: RefSeq, a predicted model, not a curated record